This is a messenger RNA of Salvelinus namaycush (lake trout), 1104 nucleotides long. RefSeq lists its product as uncharacterized. The transcript is spliced from 2 exons. The record is from RefSeq and is a predicted model, not a curated record. The coding region runs from base 124 to 654 and encodes 176 amino acids. NCBI's taxonomy places the organism in Eukaryota, Metazoa, Chordata, Actinopteri, Salmoniformes, Salmonidae.
GUCAGGUGCAACACUGCAACCAACACAAACUUAUACCACAGCCUUUGAGCAGAGACCUGCAAGCUAAACCUACAGACUCAUCCUAUAGCGACAUUGCAGGAUAACCCUUAAUUGGUGUUCAGCAUGGCCAAUCACAUCAGUGUCCUGAGAUGCAUCCUGCUGCUGCUAUUGGCCGUCGCUCUGGCCUCGGCUUUGAGAACAUUGGACACGAAUGAAGAGCUGGAGAAGACCGGCUUCGGGACCCCGCCCCCUCGCCACGGCCUCAAACUACUCCUUUGGUAUGUCCAGACCUGCAUCGACAACAACAUGGUGUCUCUCUGUGACCCCAGGGAGGGAGCAUACGGGUUCCAUAUGUUCAAGAACUAUAAACUGUUACUCCCCAAACUGAAAGACCAGAACCUGUACAACUACUACACCAUUGGUAACCUCCAUUCCCACGGUGCAGAGAACCUGCCCUAUGAAGUGAGGCGGUACUACGACAAGGACAACCUCCUCAGCAACCAGGACAGGGUGUUGGUGAAGUACAACCAGAACAACAAUCACAUCGAGAAGAUCUACAUCUCAGAGCACUACAAGCAACGCAAGACGUACAUGAUCGGGCCCAAUCUUCUCUCCUCUCUCAGACAGCCCAGCAGGCUUGCAAUGAUACGAUAGUAUGAAUAUCAAAUCUGUACAUUAUGCUAUUCACUGUUGUUUUUCUUGACACAAACCUGAUGGCAUUACUAAACCUGUAAUAUGUCAACCUGAUUUUAUUGCUGCUGUGUUUACUGUAACGUUCUGUUUCCUUUACAGACACGCUAGAGAAGAAAAAAAAUUACAGACAGAACAUUGCGAUUCUGAGUGCACUGAAAUCAAGUUUAUUUGUGUCUGCUAUAACGCAGUCCUUGUUCAAUCAUUCCUACUGAUGUUGAUUCAACUGAUGACUUACAUGACUAUAGAAUGUGAAUGUAAUGCAAAAAAGGGUAUAUUUUUGUUGCUGUUUCCGAUUGUUUCAUGCUACUUCUUAUACAAUUUUAGAAGUGUUGAUCACAGAGUGACAGUGAUCUCUAUGCCAGUGGCGGUCGGUGCCUUUUAAAAUGAGGGAGGACGAUCAUUUUUUUUAUG